AUGGCAGUACAAGGUCCUCCACUUCAGGCUCUCCCUAUCCCCCCGUGUCUUCACGAAGGUCACGGAGGACUCAGUGAGUAUGACGGCAUGGCUCACCAGCGAGUGUGCCCAGUCAGUGCUGAACUGCCUGAGUUUCUCCAGAGGCAGGACAAUGAUACCACUGAGACACUUUCAGAGGCUUCUGGGGCAUAUGGCAUCCAGAACCGCAGUCACACUGCUCCAUGUGAAUCCACUUCAGCACUGGAAGAGCAACCACCAAUCAAUACAUUUUUCCUAAGGAAGCAUCCAGAUUCAGAGAGACGGUGGCUGUAUUAUCAUCUGAAAAUGAACCGAAUUCUGUUCCUUUUUGGUUCUGUCAUCCUGGUGAUAGCUGAUGGCUUCAUUGUGCAUGGUCCCUCUGGUCCUCUGUUUGCUCCUCUGGGAUCUUCAGUGGUUUUGCCCUGUUAUGUUACUGAACCCUUUCUAAUGGAGGAUCUGGAGGUGCAAUGGAGAAGAACAGACUCAUAUGCCGUGGUUCAUCUAUUUCUGGAUGGUGAGAGUCGACCAGAGGUCAAGCAGCAGGAUUAUCAUGAUAGAGCUCAUUUCUUCACUGAUCAGAUUCAACAUGGAAACUUCUCUCUCCAUCUGGACAAUCUGACAGCUGAAGAUGAGGGACGAUACACAUGUAGAGUUUACAGUCAGCAGGAUUCUGGAGAAACUUUUGUUGAAAUUAAAGCUGUUUUUGAGUCUGGAGCAUUAGAUGAUCGUUUGCUAGUAUCAGGCUCAGAUAAAUCCAUAUCUGCAUCUGUGGGUGAGGAUGUCACUCUGAACUGCUCUGUAGACUCUCACAUUAAAUCUGAACACAUUGAGGUUUCAUGGAGGAAAACAGAUGAAGAUAUUCCAGUUCUGUUCUUCCAGAACCAUAAGACUUUUCCAGAUUCUUCACAUGAGCGAUACAGAGACAGAGUUGAGCUCUUCCCUGCUGAGAUCCCCAAAGGAAACUUCUCUCUCAGACUGAAGAGUGUCAGAACUGAGGAUAAAGGAGUUUACAUGUGUCACGUGAAGAAUGGACGUCUGUCUGCAAAUACAACUGUGAUCAUAGAACGACUGAGUUUCUCUGCUUUACACAUAGUGGUUUUGGUUCUCUGUAUUACUGGAUCUGGAUCUGCACUUCUGCCUUGUGUUCUCGUUUAUGCAUCUCCUGACAGAGGCCGAUCUAUAUUCAGUUAUGAAUCGAGUCAGAGUUAG
This is a messenger RNA of Carassius gibelio (silver crucian carp), 1227 nucleotides long. Its product is annotated as butyrophilin-like protein 2. The coding region runs from base 1 to 1227 and encodes 408 amino acids. The record is from RefSeq and is a predicted model, not a curated record. NCBI's taxonomy places the organism in Eukaryota, Metazoa, Chordata, Actinopteri, Cypriniformes, Cyprinidae. Gene Ontology annotation, cellular component: external side of plasma membrane. Gene Ontology annotation, biological process: immune response; negative regulation of T cell proliferation; positive regulation of T cell proliferation. The transcript is spliced from 9 exons.